Molecule: messenger RNA, 3937 nt
Organism: Melanotaenia boesemani (Boeseman's rainbowfish)
Lineage: Eukaryota; Metazoa; Chordata; Actinopteri; Atheriniformes; Melanotaeniidae
Gene: slc4a5a
Product: solute carrier family 4 member 5a
Exons: 25
Coding region: 1-3438 (1145 amino acids)
Biological process (GO): monoatomic anion transport; regulation of intracellular pH; bicarbonate transport
Cellular component (GO): plasma membrane
Molecular function (GO): solute:inorganic anion antiporter activity; monoatomic anion transmembrane transporter activity; sodium:bicarbonate symporter activity
Source: RefSeq, a predicted model, not a curated record
AUGGACCAGGGAGACAGAGGGAUGGGUCUCUCUCACCUUCGCUAUGAGGAGGAGGAUGAUCAUCAGUCCAUCUACAUAGGCGUCCCAGUAUCUCGGGGAUACAGACGCAAACGGAGGCGAAGGCGCUCUAGUCGAGAUGCUCCUAGCACAGAUAGAGACAGACGUUAUAGCCACCAAAGACCCCACGACCAUGACCGGUAUACAGAGAUAGACAUGGAGGACGGACUCAUGGAUUCAACAGAGCAGGGUCUUCAAGAUAUCAACCGCACAAUGUCACCAGCAGCAGAGCGGUUACGUUACAUCCUGAGCGAAGAUGAUGACAUGCCCACACCAACACUCUUCACUGAGAUGGACACUUUACAGCGAGAAGGAGACGAGCUGGAAUGGAAGGAAUCUGCCAGGUGGGUGAAGUUUGAGGAAAAGGUGGAGGAGGGAGGAGAGCGAUGGAGCAAACCCCACGUGUCCACACUGUCCCUGCACAGUCUUUUUGAGCUCAGGACGUGUCUCCAAACAGGAACAGUGCUCCUGGAUCUAGAAGGGUACUCGCUGCCUCAAAUAAUCGAUGACAUCAUUGAGAGACAGAUAGAGGAAGGCAUGAUAUCUCCUGAGCUCAGAGAGAAGAUCAGUUUUGUUCUGCUGAGGAAACAUCGACAUCAGACCAAGAAGCCAAUUCACCGCUCGCUGGCUGACAUGGGCAAGUCCAGCUCGUCUACUAAUCGAAAUGCGGCACCCCGUGGUGGAAUGGGUCCAGUACCAGGACAAGGUCAGGGACAGUCAGCCAACUUUAACCGAUCCACAGAGGACCUUAGAAUGAAACAGCAGCCUGCCAACUAUGGCCGUCUGCGUCAUGCUCAGAGUAGAAGUAUGAAUGAUAUAGCAGACACUCCCAGUACAGACCAGCUGAAAAAUAAAUUCAUGAAGAAAAUUCCCAGAGAUGCAGAGGCAUCCAAUGUUUUGGUGGGGGAAGUGGAUUUCCUCAGCAGGCCCUUUGUAGCCUUUGUCCGCCUGGCCCAAGCUACAACACUUGGAGGUCUGACAGAGGUGCCUGUUCCCACCAGAUUCCUAUUUAUUCUCUUGGGACCUCAAGGAAAGGCCAAGUCAUAUAAUGAGAUUGGUCGAGCCAUAGCAACACUAAUGGUGGAUGAUCUAUUCAGUGAUGUAGCCUACAAGGCCAGAGAUAGAGAGGACCUCAUUGCAGGCAUAGAUGAGUUUUUGGAUGAAGUGAUUGUGCUUCCACCUGGUGAAUGGGAUCCCAAAAUCCGCAUUGAGCCGCCAAAGAAAGUUACCUCAGCUGACAAAAGAAAAUCUGUGUUUUCCUUAAACGAGCUGGGACAGAUGAACGGUACAGCUGGAGGAGGAGGAGGAAGACUCUCUGAGGACGAGGAGAUGCCAGUUCCACAUGAACUUGGAGAGGAGCUGGCUUUCACUGGACGCUUCUGUGGUGGUCUGUACCUGGACAUAAAGCGGAAAUUGCCAUGGCUCCCAAGUGAUUUCUACGAAGGGUUUCACAUUCAGUCUAUCUCUGCGGUGCUCUUCAUCUAUUUGGGUUGCAUCACCAACGCCAUCACCUUUGGUGGCCUCCUCGGAGAUGCUACUGACAACUACCAGGGAGUGAUGGAGAGUUUCCUUGGUACAGCCCUGGCGGGUACUGUCUUCUGUCUCUUUGGUGGUCAACCACUCAUCAUCCUCAGCUCCACUGGGCCCAUUCUCAUCUUUGAAAAGCUUCUGUUUGAAUUCAGCAAGAACAAUGGGAUAGAUUACAUGGAGCUGCGUCUGUGGAUCGGCAUCCACUCCUGCCUACAGUGUUUCAUCCUGGUGGCAUCAGAUGCCAGUUACAUCAUCAAAUACAUGACGCGCUUCACUGAGGAGGGCUUCUCCAGUCUCAUCUCCUUCAUCUUCAUCUCUGAUGCCAUCAAGAAGAUGGUGGGCUCUUUCAAAUAUUAUCCCAUCAACACCGACUUCAAGCCCGACUACGUCACUGCCUAUAAGUGCGAGUGUCUGGCCCCAGACCCGAUGGCUGCAAUGAUCUUCAAUGGUUUAGUUCCAAUGCCAGAUAACAGCUCUAAUGUUUCUGGGUUAAAUGUGACAGCGCUGGACUGGAGCCAGCUGGGCAAGAAGGAGUGUCUGAAGUAUGGAGGAUCUCUGGUGGGAAAGUCCUGCAAGUACGUCCCUGACUUGGCGCUCAUGUCCUUCAUCCUCUUCUUUGGUACUUACUCCAUGACGGUCUCUCUCAAGAAGUUCAAGUUCAGCCGCUACUUCCCCACCAAGCUGAGGAAACUUAUCAGUGACUUCUCUAUCUUCAUGUCCAUCAUGACGUUUGUUGGGCUCGAUAUGUUGAUUGGACUUAAAACUCCCAAGCUGAUCGUGCCAACAGAAUUUAAGCCAACCCGACCAGAUCGUGGUUGGGUGGUGAUGCCUUUUGGGAAGAACCCAUGGUGGGUGUAUUUGGCCAGCUUUGUCCCUGCCCUCCUUGUAACUAUCCUCAUCUUCAUGGACCAGCAGAUCAGUGCUGUCAUUGUUAAUCGUAAGGAGAACAAACUCAAGAAAGGUGGUGGCUACCACCUGGAUCUGUUCUGGGUGGGUGUCCUCAUGGCCACAUGCUCCUUCUUGGGUCUGCCCUGGUACGUGGCUGCUACUGUCAUCUCCAUCGCCCACAUCGACUCUCUGAAGAUGGAGAGUGAAUCUAGUGCUCCAGGAGAGCAGCCACAGUUCCUCGGGGUCAGAGAGCAAAGAGUGACGGGCAUAUUGGUGUUUGUUCUUACUGGAGUAUCCAUCUUCCUCGCUCCAGUACUUAAGUUCAUCCCCAUGCCUGUGCUGUACGGCGUCUUCCUCUACAUGGGUGUAGCUUCCCUCAGUGGAAUCCAGUUCUGGGACAGGAUUAAGUUGUACAUGAUGCCAUCCAAGCACCAGCCUGACUUCUCCUACCUCCGUCACGUUCCUCUGAGGAGGGUUCACUUGUUCACUCUGAUCCAGAUUAUGUGCCUGGCUGUGCUCUGGGUUCUUAAAUCCACCUUCCUAGCCAUCAUAUUCCCUGUUAUGAUCUUGGGUCUGAUGGUGGUGCGAAAGUUGCUGGACAUGGUCUUCUCUCAGCAUGACUUGGCCUGGCUGGAUGACCUCCUGCCUGAGAAAGAGAAAAAGAAGAAGGAUGAUGAUAAGAAGAAGGGUAAGGAGAAGGAAAAGAAGAAGUCCAAAGUAGAGGACAGUGAGGAAGAGGAAAAGUACCAUGCCUACCACAACCACUCACCCAGCUCAGACUCAGACAUGGAUCGCAGCAUCACCCUUCACUUGAAGAUCUCCUGCCCGUCGUCUCCGGCCAUACCAUUGGGCCGAGGAAUGGCCUGCCCUGUGCCUCAGGUCAAGAUUGAGAUGGAGUCAGACUACGACUCAGACAUCGACCACCAUCGGCAUCGGGACAUGAGCAGUGAGACCACAUUAUAAGACCAAUGCACAAUAUCUUGUUGAAUGAACAGUGUAUGGGAAUAAACUGAAUGCAAUCAGUGCUGACCCAGAAGCAGGUUGUGUUCAUACCAACGCACUGAAUGGGACUGGUGCCAUCACUGCAGCGGUGGAUUUUAAAAACUGUAAAAGCAUUUGCUUUUAAACUGGUUUGUUUUUGGGAUGUUGUGGGAUGUUUAUUUACCUGUAUGAAGGACAGCCAAAACAGAGCAACCAUAUAUUAUUUUUAGGAUAUAUAUGAUGUGAAAAUUUUAAGUUUAGUAUUACUAGGCAUCAUACUAUGAUUGUAAUUAUACCAAGUUAAAAAUAAUUAUACGGCCUGAGUUCACUGUGCAAUAAAUUAUAUUUAGCUUGUAUGUGUGGAGAUGGAUUUUAAGGCAGAAAUGGUAAUCACAAACUCCAUUUUAGUAUCUGGAACAGUUUGUCAUGAGGUUGUAAAGCAUACUGUACAAAACCAUGCCUUCUUUUGUUUGUAAACUUU